AUGGGCACGCAGCGAAGUAGCUACAACGAGGCACCUUUGGCCACGCAGCGAAGUUUCUACAACGAGGCUUCCAUGGUCAUGGGCACCCAACGGAGUAGCUAUAACGAGGCGCCCUUGGCCAUCGGCAUGGGUACGCAGCGAAGUAGCUACAACGAGGCUCCCAUCAUGGGCACCCAACGGAGUCGCUACAACGAGGCACCCUUGGCUAUCGGCAUGGGUACGCAACGAAGUAGUUACGACGAGGCCCCUUUGGCCAUCGGUAUGGGCACGCAGCGGAGCAGGCUCCCGACAAAAGACGGACCCGUCUAG
This is a messenger RNA of Symbiodinium sp. CCMP2456, 309 nucleotides long. NCBI's taxonomy places the organism in Eukaryota, Dinophyceae, Suessiales, Symbiodiniaceae. The record is from the annotation of a GenBank genome assembly.